This is a messenger RNA of Camellia sinensis, 426 nucleotides long. The record is from RefSeq and is a predicted model, not a curated record. Lineage: Eukaryota; Viridiplantae; Streptophyta; Magnoliopsida; Ericales; Theaceae.
AUGAAUCCACACCCGAGUAGUACCAUGUCAGCAGCUUCUAAACUAGCCAUGCACAAGGAUUCACAUGUAGUAUCAAAGUUCAAGCCAAAGAUAAGCAUAAUCCACAUACUUGCACCAGAAAUCAUAAAGACAGAUGUAGAAAAUUUUCGAGAGCUGGUCCAGCAACUGACUGGAAAACCUACUGACAGGAAAGGUAAAAAUGAGACAACAAGUGCUGAAUCAGAAAGUUGCAUGCACAUUUCGCACAAUGGAGGAGACAGGAUGAAGAAGGAAAGCGAGCAAAUAUGUGGCAGUGAGAAUUCAAUUGGUUUCAUAGGUGGGUUCGGAGAAAUGGAUGAUUUAGUUCAAGACCUGACUCAAAUUCCUUUGCUUCCUCUAAAAUCUUCUCAAUUUAACAUAUACGGAGGGAUGCCACUUUUCCAGUGA